AAUGCUCAACCGCUGAGCGAUUCCCGGCCGGGCUAGAUUAUUUUUUUAAAUGAAGGUGAAGUCAGAUGUAACAAUACAAAUUUGGACAAGUGUUGAGAAAUUUAAUAUUUAUUAAAAAUUGAAAAUAACUUGUUUUCGUAGUUGUAAGAUAUAACUUAAAACUUGCAUGUAGUUACUAUGUUGACAUCGUUUUAAAGGGUUUGUUGUUAACAGUUAACAUUUAAUGUGUGCUUGCUGAGUGCCAUGCACUAAGUGCUUUACAUGUAUAACUAAUUUAACUGUGAAGUGAGACAGCUAUUACAGAUUUUUAACUAGAAUAUGUUUAUACCUGCCCUUGCUAGUGACCUCACCUUGCUAAAUCUAAUGGCUUGUUUUCAGUCCUUGUUUUACUUCACCUGCUAGCGCCAUUUGACAUGGUUGACUCUUCUUUUCUCCUCAGUACAGUUUUCUCUACUUUUCCAAGGAUGCCUCACUCACUUGGUAUUACUCCUGCCUCACUGGUGGCUUGUUCUCAGUUUCAUUUGCUGGUUUCUCCCUUCAUCCCAGCCUCUUAAUGUUAGUGUUCCUAGGUUUGGUUCUUGGUCCUCUUCUCCGUAUUUUUCUCAUGAUUGAGCUCAUCCAGUCUUAAUGGCUUUAAGGACUAUCUAAAGGGCUAUGACUCCCAAAUUUAUAUGUAGCCCAGACUUUUUCCCUGACAGUCUCCUCAAUGUCAUUAUUAAUAAUGAGAUAUUAGUUGGAUAUCUAAUAGUAUUUCAAAGUUAGCAUUUCCAAAAUCCAAAUCAGAUAGCAUUAAUAAUUUUAAAAAAAACAAAAACCUCUAAAUAAUGUGCAUCUGUAUAGAACUGGGGUGGAGAUCAGAGAUUGGUCUUUACAACUCUAGUGAAAUAGUAUUGCUUUAUUUUGGGGAUAGACUUUCUUCUUAGUUCUGAGCCAGUUGUACUAUAUGUUCCCUUAAUUAGUUUGGCCUGAAAUCAACUUUCUCCUCCUUCCAUUUACUUUUGUUUCUGUCUUUUAGACCUUAGAUUUAAUGACAAGUGAAUUUGGAUGGUCGGAGGCAGAUCACUAUUUCUGAAAGUAAAACAUUUUAAUUCUUUUUCACCUGCAUUGUUCAUCAUAGUAAAAACCAGGUCUGUUUUUUAGGUAUCAUCUUUAUCAGAAAGUGAAGAAUCUCAGGACUCAUCUGAUAGUAUAGGCUCCUCACAGAAAGCCCACGGGAUCUUAGCACGGCGCCCAUCUUACAGUUGCCAUUGCCCCAAAUGGAGCCUUACAGCUGGCCAGUCCAGGCACAGAUGGAGUACAGGGACUUCAGACACUAACCAUGACAAAUUCAGGCAGUACUCAGCAAGGUACAACAAUUCUCCAGUAUGCACAGACCUCUGAUGGACAGCAAAUACUUGUGCCCAGCAACCAGGUGGUUGUACAAACUGCAUCAGGAGAUAUGCAGACAUAUCAGAUCCGGACCACACCUUCAGCUACUUCCCUGCCACAGACUGUGGUGAUGACAUCUCCUGUGACUCUUACAUCUCAAACAACUAAGACAGAUGACCCCCAAUUAAAGAGAGAAAUAAGGUUGAUGAAAAACAGAGAAGCUGCUCGAGAAUGUCGCAGAAAGAAGAAAGAAUAUGUGAAAUGCCUGGAAAAUCGAGUUGCAGUCCUGGAAAAUCAAAAUAAAACUCUAAUAGAAGAGUUAAAAACUUUGAAGGAUCUUUAUUCCCAUAAAAGUGUUUGAUUCUUGAGAAAGAAAAUAUUUUGUGGACUUGCCUAAAAAUUUAGAUGGAUUUUUCUUCUUAGUGGAGUUUUAUAAAUUAAAAGGUCAAAAAAGAAGCUUUCAUUUAGGCUUUUGCAACUGAAAGAUAAAUGUCUUAUGCGAGAGAUCUAGUGACAGAGGAUAAAGUGGAAAAUGACCUCAAGGAAGAUACUGGCACAACUGGAAGCUCUGUAAAAAUUACACAUACUCAAGAAGCAGGAAAUGAACAUUCACCAGUUUGAAUUUUCUAAAUAACAGUAGUCAAUAAUCUAAAAGUGGCAGAUAAGAUGAAAUUUGGUAAAUUUUUAAAAAUAAAUCAAUUUACCCUAUAGGUCUGCAUUUCAUACUGUUUCCUAAAAUUUACUUUUUUCAAUUUGUGUGUGUGUGUGUGUGUGUGUGUGUGUGUUUUUUUUCUGCCAAUAAAUUCUAAAUUACCAAUAUAAAAGAAAAACUAAUACAUAACUAAAUAUAAAUAAUUAUGUGUUCUGAUUAUAUAUACUUGUUCUAUUGUCAAGUCUUUUAAAUGGGUUUUUAAGUUUGUUUAUUGGACUUGAAAGCGUUUUGAAGACUGGGUUAGACUAUUUUUUGAGGCCUUGUCCUAACAGGCGUCUAAGGUACAUGAAUGGGGUGUGGUGUUUUUAUAACAUUUAUUAUCAGAAUGGAAAGAAAACUGUUUAAAAGUUUGACACUUUUAAACAGUUUAUUUUUGGGUUAUUCUGGGAAUGGUGAUUUUCUACAAAUAUAUAGCAGAUUGUUUUUUGAUUCUGUACUCUUUGAGCAGUUGAAUAUACAUUACUUACUCUGUUGUGCUUUAAUAGAAUGGAAUGUUUACAGGCCCUUGAGGUGAUAGAGUAUUUUUUAAAACCCUUCUGAAGACGUAUACCAAAGUUUUCCAAGAUUUUAUAAUCGAUUUAAUGUAAGAUUUAUCAGAUUCUAAAAUAGUACAGUUAUUAAAGCAAUUUUAUGUUAGAGACUAUUUUGUAAUGUAGUGAAUGGUACAUUUAUAAAAGUGACUGCCAAUAUAUUUUUAUAGCUAAUCUUUAUAAAUUCUAAAGUUGAGUUUUUAAUGAUUAUUUUAAAUGUUUAUAUAGUUUGUUUAGUAAAAAAAAAAUAUUUUGCCUCUCAAAGUAUCAUUUUAUAUUCUAGGAAGUAAAGUUUCAGAUUGGCUAAUAUCUGGAUUCUAAGUUUUAUAUGCAGUUUUUCCAAAGUUCACAAAUGCUGUCAGUACACCAGUGUUUAACUUCUGUAUUCCAAUUUCUAUACACUUUGAAAUUGUACUGCAAAACUGUUGUGUGCUUCUUAUACAACAUGUAUCAUAUUGUUGUCUGAAAUUAAAGGACAUUUGAUAAAAUUAA
Miniopterus natalensis is the source of this 3102-nucleotide messenger RNA. NCBI's taxonomy places the organism in Eukaryota, Metazoa, Chordata, Mammalia, Chiroptera, Miniopteridae. The record is from RefSeq and is a predicted model, not a curated record.